CGCAGUGAAUAAAUACACAUUUUUAUGAAAUUCUAUGUUCUUUCUACUUAAUUUUCCCGUACUGGUGCUUCUUCCUUCCAAUCAUUUAUUGCUUGCUCCUUUUUCCCUCUGAUUUUCGCCCCGAUUGCUGCUGCUAUUUUUCUCUCUGUUUUUCUUCUUUUCUUCUUAAUUUACGCUCGUGAAUUUUCUCUCACUUCUCUUGCUCUGGUUUUCCGGCGAUGGUGGAGGAAGUGGAAGAGUGAAAGGAAGAAAUAUCUCUGCUUCUACGAAACUCUCCCUCCCUACCCAAUUUCCGUGAUCAACACAAUUGUUUACAUCGUCAGCUAGAAAGUCUGUCCUCCAUGGACGUCCUAUAGCGCUUCCCUCACUCCUGUCUUCUAUUCUCCAGGUACCGUAUGUUUUCUUCUCCGUCCACCUCCUUUCACGCUUUCUAAUUCUUCAAGUUUGAAACAAUUCUUUCUUAGUCUGCCUUUUGCUGCAUGUGAUGGCGAUACCUAGCAAGUAGGAUUUUAGAAUUUUGGCAAAUGAAACCUGAGCUGUCGGUGAUAACUCAGAAACUGUAUGCUUUUCUUGUGGAGGCUGCUACUGUUGAUUAGACUUGCUUGGUAAUUUCGAGUUGGAACUUAAGUUGACUCUUAUCACUCUCAAUUGUGGUUUCAUCAAGUCAUAUAAAACUGUGCAUUUUUGCUCACAGCACAUGUAAUCUGUGGUGUGGAUUAUUGUCGGCUGGGUUAUUUUGGUUGGGAACUUUGUUGACUAAGCAGGCAGUUGCGAAAAGCUUCGGCUGUCAAGUGUUCUCUAGCUUCACUUUUUGUUCAAUCCCUUUAAUCUGCCCAUCUUAUUUUAUAUAUAUAUAUAUAUAUAUAUAUUUUACGCUUUUGUGGUUUCAAACUACAAAGCACGUUAUCUGUUUGAAUUCUGGUCAAGUCAAAAAAAUGCUCUACCCGUCUGCCAUUAUUGACAGCUUGAUAAAGGGGUUAAACGUAAUGGAAGGGAGUGAACGUAGUAUGAUUAAAGAAUGAUCAGAAUGGAGCAGGUUGUGAUUAUUGCUUCUUUUCUGGGCAUAUUUUAUUGAGGAAAAGGAAGGGAAAUUGCAGUGCUCUUUUUUGGAAGAAUAAAGGAUACAAAUGAAUAUGCUUAAACUUCGUAACAACUUGCUACUAUAUCUCUUUUUAUAACUCGGUCCAAUUGCCACUUGCUUUUAUUUAAUUUUCCAUUCCCCCUCCCCCCUUGUCCUUCUCUUUCUGAACCAAUAAAAAAGAUAGAAAAUGGGGUUCCAAUAAGAACCAACAUUCCCUGGCUUUUGUUGUUUCUUCAAUAGAAUGCAUCCAUUGUAGAAUCAGUUGAUUACUCACUACAUUUCCAUUUCAUUUAUUCAGCUCCAUCUUAUAAAAGUGCUAUUGAUCAACAUGUUGUUGUGGUUACAAAUGUUGGUUGAUUAACUUGACACAUCUUGUUGGAGGUUGUACUCUUACUAAUUAUUCCAUUGGGUAUAUCCUGUGUAAUGAUAUAGAAGAUUGAGGAAACUUUGGUCUGUCCAUAGGGAGACUGAAUUAUGACACCCCUUCCUUACUUGAUCACAGCAGUGUUCUGUAACGAUUCGUGACAAAUUUGUUUCACUUUGGUUCUAGUUAUAAUGUCUUUGCAUAAUUGAUACUCAUAUUUUACUCAUUUGUUUUUUUAUUUCUUAUUCCAUUUUUUGAAAGUGACUGAAUGGAGUCAGAGGAUAAGCAUCCUUUGGAUUCUAAGUCAGCCAGCGGGUCUGCAGGUCCAUCGGGGAUUUCUCCACUUAAUGUUGCUGAAAAAGUGGAAAGCAGUGCUUGGGGGAUACAACAUGGAGCUAGUGUGCAUCAUGCAUCUGGUGAUGCUAGCUUGUUUUCUAGUUCUCUUCCUGUUCUUCCACAUGAAAAUUCGAAUUUCCCUGAUUCAGUGCGUUACGGCCAACCUUUUGAGGAUAACAUGCGAAUAUUUAAUAAGGUCCACGAAGAAGUUGGGGGAUAUGAUCCACUUGAAGAUGUUGAAACCAAUGCUAUUGGAAACAUGCUUCCUGAUGAUGAAGAAGAGCUAUUAGCUGGCAUAAUGGAUGAUUUUGACCUGAGUAGAUUGCCCAGCCAACUGGAGGAUCUGGAUGAAAAUGAUUUAUUUGGUAGUGGAGGAGGGUUAGAAAUGGAUUUUGAAGAGAGUCUUAAGACUGGCAUGUCAAAAAUGAGCGUUAGUGAUGGGCUUGCUUCAAAUGGUAUUGGCCAUUAUGUGCUUCCGAAUGGUGUAGGACCUGUGGCUGGGGAGCAUCCCUAUGGAGAGCAUCCAUCAAGAACGUUAUUUGUGAGAAACAUCAAUAGUAACGUUGAGGAUUCUGAAUUAAGAUCACUAUUUGAGCAAUAUGGGGAUAUCAGAACUUUAUACACUGCAUGCAAGCAUAGGGGUUUUGUGAUGAUAUCUUACUAUGAUAUUCGAGAUGCUCGAACUGCAAUGCGUGCUUUACAAAACAAGCCCUUGAGACGAAGAAAACUUGACAUUCAUUUUUCAAUUCCUAAGGACAACCCUUCUGAGAAGGACAUCAACCAAGGAACUCUUGUAGUGUUCAAUUUGGAUCCAUCAGUAUCAAAUGACGAUCUUCGUCUAAUAUUUGGGGUUUAUGGGGAGGUCAAAGAGAUAAGGGAAACACCACAUAAGAGACAUCAUAAAUUUAUUGAAUUUUACGAUGUUAGAGCAGCUGAGGCCGCACUUAAGGCAUUAAAUCGAUGUGAUAUUGCAGGGAAACGCAUCAAACUUGAACCCAGCCGCCCUGGUGGGGCACGUCGAAAUUUGAUGCAACAACUUAGUCAAGAGCUGGACCUAGAUGAAGCACGGACAUUUAGACAUCAAGUAGGUUCGCCACUGGCCAAUUCUCCUCCUGGUAACUGGACGCAAUUUGGCAGUCCAGUUGAACAUAGUUAUUUAAGUUCUUUUAGCAAGUCUCCUGCUUUUAGUCAUGCCAGCCCAGUGAAUAGCAACCAUUCUUCUGGAUUGGCCGCAAUUCUCUCCCCUCAUGCAUCAAACUCUACCAAGAUUGCUCCAAUUGGCAAGGACUCUGGAAGAGUUAAUAGUUCAAAUCAGAUAUUUACAAAUGCAGUAUCAACACAAGGAGUAGCUUUUCAGAAUUCACUGUCUUUUCCCGAGCUAAAAGCAAAUGCAAGUUCUAGACCCAUUGCUACUUUUGGUGAAUCAAGCUCAAGUUCAUCAAGCAUUGGAACACUGUCUGGUCCUCAAUUUCUUUGGGGAAGUCCAACUACUUCUUACACAGAGCAUUCAAGUACUUCUGCGUGGUCUUCUUCUGCUAAGGUCCCUUUUACAUCUGGCGGUGAGAAGCAGGGUUUCCCAUAUCCUAAUCGACACAGUUCCUUUCUUGGUUCCCGCUCCCUUCAUCAUGUGGGAUCUGCUCCAUCUGGCCUCCCUCUUGAGAGGCAUUUUAACUAUUUCCCAGAUUCACCCGAAGCUUCUUUCAUGAGUCCAGUUUCAUAUGGGAGUAUAAAUCAGAGUGAUGGGAAUUUUAUGAACAUGGGUUCUCGAGCAGCUACUGGGCUUAUUGGCCUUUCAGGAAAUACAACUGAAAUUAGUUCACCUAGUUUCAGGUUGAUGUCACUACCCAGGCACAGUUCCUUGUUUCUUGGAAAUGGUUCUUAUUCUGGGGUGGUUGCAAAUAAUGAAGGGUUUACUGAACUUGGUCGGAGUCGGCGACCUGAAAAUAGUGUGACCCAAAUUGAUGCCAAGAAGCAGUAUCAACUUGAUCUUGACAAAAUUAUCGGUGGGGAAGAUGCAAGGACUACUUUAAUGAUUAAAAACAUUCCUAAUAAGUACACCUCAAAGAUGUUGCUAUCUGCAAUUGAUGAGAACCACCGGGGUACUUAUGACUUUCUCUACUUGCCCAUUGACUUCAAGAACAAAUGUAAUGUGGGUUAUGCUUUCAUCAAUAUGGUGUCUGCUUCACAUAUUGUUCCCUUCUAUAAGGAAUUUAAUGGGAAGAAAUGGGAAAAAUUUAAUAGUGAAAAAGUUGCGUCACUGGCUUAUGCACGGAUCCAAGGAAAGGCUGCACUUGUGACACACUUCCAAAAUUCAAGCUUAAUGAACGAGGAUAAGCGAUGCAGGCCAAUUCUCUUUCAUUCAGAGGGCCAAGAGACUGCUGACCAGGGACCUUUCUUCUCCAGCAAUUUGAAUAUUUGCAUCCGUCAGCCAGAUGGGUCAUACUCAGGAGAUAUGUUGGAAAGCCCUAAGGGCGAUUUGGAUGACAAGCUGUAGGCAAAUUAACUAUUUAAUGCAUAUCUUAUUCCUAGUCACAAGAAAUGGGUCUAGGAGUCCUAACCACUGCACAGAAUCUUUAGCUGUACAAAGUUGACUCAGCCAAAAAACGACAGUGUACAAGAUGUGAAGGGGCAGUCGCACUGUGAUAGAGCCUCAAUAUGUUAAUAGUUCAUAAUAAUCAUCAAAGCCAAAGAAGCAGAGGGAAAUUUCUUGAUGCAUGGAGAAACAAUUGUUAUUUAACCAGCAGAAAAUAAGUUGGAUUCUAAGCAAGGACAGUGACAUGUCACAACACAGGCAUCAUAACACGACGAUUUGUAGCGUCUGGGUGCAAUUUGAAGUGUCGAGUCUUAUGCAUGCGGACUUGUAAAAAGGUUAUUCUGUUUGGUAUUUGUUAUUUUUUUUUUCAAUUAUCCAUUGCUCUGGUUCUUAUGGCUUAUCUGCCGAUAUAACUUAAUGUGUAUAUGGAAAACAUCUAACUCACUGUCAGAAGUUUGUACAGAUGGUAUCGUUAGGCCCUGUUGAUGUCUUGUAGCCAAGAAAACGUGGCAUUGAAUGUAUAGAAUUACGAUGACAGUACAGUGUUAUUUGCCAUUGUAAUUAUUUGAUGAAGUGGGAACUUCUUCACUGUGAAA
Prosopis cineraria is the source of this 4910-nucleotide messenger RNA. RefSeq names its product protein MEI2-like 2. Lineage: Eukaryota; Viridiplantae; Streptophyta; Magnoliopsida; Fabales; Fabaceae. The record is from RefSeq and is a predicted model, not a curated record. Gene Ontology annotation, molecular function: RNA binding. The transcript has 12 exons. Bases 1714 to 4275 code for a protein of 853 amino acids.